Molecule: messenger RNA, 1362 nt
Organism: Trichobilharzia szidati
Lineage: Eukaryota; Metazoa; Platyhelminthes; Trematoda; Strigeidida; Schistosomatidae
Source: the annotation of a GenBank genome assembly
AUGGUUCAAAGAUGGAGUUUAGAACUAAGUGCAUAUGAUUACACUAUUGAACACAGAUCGGCUAAGGAUAUACCUCAUGCAGACUUUUUAUCUCGUUAUUCAUUAUUUGAAAAUUCUGCUAAUGACACUGAUUGUUUGUUAGUCCAGCCGUUACCUGUGGAUAGAGUUCGACUUAUAAACGAUACUCGGAAAUAUUACGGGUGCAUUAUAAAUGCAACAAAAAGAGGUUGGAAUAUUCAGUGCAAGCGAAGAUUUCCGGACUUUUAUAAGCGAAGAGAUGAGAUUUCAGUCCAUCCUGAAGGAUUUCUAUGUCUGAAUGACAGAAUUAUUAUUCCUCCGACAUUAAGAUCUGCGAUUUUGGAUGAUCUUCAUUCUGCGCAUCUGGGAGCUGAUAAGAUGAAAUCAUUAGCACGUCUAACAUGUUGGUGGCCGGAAAUUGAUGCAGACAUUAACAAAAGAUCGAAGAGCUGUUCCAGCUGUUUGCAUAAAAUGUCCUAUGGGAAGUCGUCGUGGAAACCGUGGCCUACGUCUUGUGAGGUUUGGCAGCGUAUUCAUGCAGAUUACUGUGGUCCAUUCUUAAAUUCAUACUAUGCUUUAAUUAUUGUGGAUUCUUAUUCUAGAUGGCCAGAAGUUAUAAUUACAGAUAGUCCUAAUGCGAAAUUCACUCACAGAGCGUUGAGAAAGAUUUUUAGUCGAGAACGAAUUCCAGAUGUCUUAGUUACUGAUAAUGGUACUCAUUUCACUGAGAAGAACUUCAAUGAUUGGCUUAAACACAUAGGUUGCCGUCAUCUGUACACAGCACCACGUCAUCCUCAGUUUAACGGUUUGGCAGAAAAUUUCGUACGAACAUUAAAGAGUGCCAUAGCAUCAAUGAGUCCUAAGAAUUUUGAUGAGCUAGAGAGAUGUGUAGAUAACUUCCUACUUCAAUAUCGCAAUGCGGAGCAUACAAGUACCCAUGAAAGUCCUGCUAAACUGUUUAAAUCUCGAAUUCUCAGAAAGCACCUAAUGUCUACGACUUCUGAUGUACAUUAUUACAGAGGGAAUGACUAUAGACCUUCUGUUGGAAUCAUACUACAAAAAAUGGGAAAUCGAAUGGUGAAAAUAUUGGACAUCGAAGAUCAUUCAAUUCAUAACAGACACUUGGAUCAAGUGAGAAUAAACGAAGUAGGUCGUUCCGAUUAUAAUUUUAAUGAUUCCGCUACUAAUCCUGAUAUUGUAGAUAAUUCAGAAAUAAGUCCAGAUGAUACUGAUGAAAAUAAUAUCACAGAAUCAGUUAGAAGAUCCCAGAGACUUGCAAGCAAACUGAGACCUCAUUAUAAAUACGCAAGGAGACAUUCGACAUGUGGCGGAUGUGGUGAUUGA